AUGUCAAUAACUGCAUACAUUUGCAUCACACUAAUAAGUAGUUAUUGACAAUUUAAGUAGCACGAUAUUGGAAUUACACAGAUAUUUAACAUAUACAGUGAUGGAAUACAAAAAACUGAACACGUACGAUUUAGCAUAUGCCCUUUACGAAGGAGUCGUAAAUUAUUGUGUACAUUCAAAUUGGGUUGUACACAAUAAUUUGUACCUUAUUACAGUAUACUAUUUGUAUACUUGUAUACUCUUGUUACAUUGGCAUUAA
This is a messenger RNA of Diabrotica balteata, 259 nucleotides long. The record is from the annotation of a GenBank genome assembly. Lineage: Eukaryota; Metazoa; Arthropoda; Insecta; Coleoptera; Chrysomelidae.